UAGGGGUCCUUUAGCGUCCCGUUCCAUUUCAUGUGGUCGGAAAAUGCAAUGACAGUUCGUGAAACAUAAGUGCUGAAAUAUAUGUGAAUUUAGUAUUCAAGUAUUUAUGCUGUGGUGCGGUUGGUGGCUGUUAUUAUUUCCAAAUAGAUAAAUUAAUCAACAUUUUAUCGUAAAGUCUAUAGCAAUCAUGUGGGCGGUCGCAUCAUCGAGGUUUGUCCUUCAAAGCUGCUGGAAUCUUACAAAUCUAAAAUCUUCCCUGAGUCGUAUACAGAAUCUGUCACAAACAGCAUGCAAGAAUACAGUUAUUGUUGAACGCUGUUGGAAAGUUCCCUUAUCAAAAGAGGGAAAACCACCCAGACUACAUCCCCGAAGACACAGAAUAUACCGCUUGGUUGAGGACACAAAACACCAACCCCAGGACAAAAUGGAGCUCAUCCUCACUCAGACAGUGCCAAAGCUUGGUGGACGAGGCGACACCGUUUUCGUAAAAAAAACAGUGGGCCGCAACAAACUGCUACCCCAAGGUCUGGCUGUCUAUCCGUCACCAGAAAAUAAAGACAUGUUUGCAGAAGAAAUAAGGCUACUUCGUGAGGGGCGACCUGAGGACAGAGUCCAAACACGCACAGGACAGCUAACAGUGAAGUUCUUGAAGAAAGCUCGGCUUGAAGUUCCCAUUCACACUUCAAUUCAGUACUCGCUCACCAAAGAGAUCGUUUGCAGACAGUUUCUUAGACGGCUCGGUGUGGUCGUGCCGACACAUGCCUUAACUCUCCCAGAAGAACCGAUCACAGGGCCUGGAGAGUACUGGUGUGAUGUUACAGUGAACGGAGUGGACACAGCCAGGGUGUCCAUGUCUGUGGUGCCCUUUAUGAGUUCCAGUCAGCGGCUGCUGAUGAAGAGACAGCAAGAGCAGUCGGAUUCAGAAUAGCGUUUUCUUCGCUAAAAUGCUUCGCCGGAAACCGCUUGGAGAAUAUGCACGAGGAGUUUGUACAAAUAAAAGGAUUUUUGUUUAUUUUGA
This is a messenger RNA of Puntigrus tetrazona (Sumatra barb), 1018 nucleotides long. RefSeq names its product mitochondrial ribosomal protein L9 (gene mrpl9). Lineage: Eukaryota; Metazoa; Chordata; Actinopteri; Cypriniformes; Cyprinidae. The transcript is spliced from 7 exons. Gene Ontology annotation, biological process: translation. The record is from RefSeq and is a predicted model, not a curated record. Gene Ontology annotation, molecular function: structural constituent of ribosome. Gene Ontology annotation, cellular component: ribosome; mitochondrion. Bases 188 to 928 code for a protein of 246 amino acids.